GGCAGAAAAGAAACAAACAAGUAACAAUGUAACUUACAUGCAGUCACACACCCCUUUUUCUUGUAACAAUGUGUACGUUUUUAAGGAGGGAGGGGGCGCGCGCAGGGAGAACGAGAGACGGAGAGAGAUAGAGAAAGGAGGAGGGGGGUGCGUUCUGAAAUAAUAUAGUCAGCCAUUUUUUAUGUAAGGGGAUUUUUUCUUAUUGGGGGGGUUGUUAAAAAAUAAAUAUAAGAGGGCGGCCAUCUUUGUUGCUCUGCCUAGUGUAAAAUAUUCCAAAACGCCCCCCACUUUUUUCUGUGCCGAUUUGAAUAUUAAAUAAAUAUCAAAUAAUCGGGCAAGAAUACGCGUUUUUUAUAACACAAGGACGGAUCCAAUGACAGGAAUAUAAUGUCCUCUCCUCUCCGGUCUUGUGAGGAAGACGAGGGCAUGGUGGUUAAUUCCGAGGGAGGAGAUUUUGAUGAAGAAGACGACGACGGAGACCUAGACGAGAACGCAAGCGACAUAAACUCGCCGGCGGCGCCUCGGGAAACUGCAACACCAGCCGCGCCAGACGAAGAGGCCGAGAUCUCAGACAGAGAUGUUCCAUGUCGGAAGAAGGGACGGCCGAAAAAAAAGAAGGACGCAAAGAAGAAAGACAAAGAGGGGAAACCCACAAAAGUGAAAAAACGCAAGAAGAUUGACAGUGACGUAGACAGAGACUCGGAAAGAGAGCGGGACUACGGCGACAACUCGGACAGCGUAGCCAGCGACUAUGGAGCUGGGGAGAAGAAGAAGAAGAAGAAGCACAAAGAAAGGAAAGAGAAGAAGACCAAGAGGAAGAAAAAGGACGAUGGCGACCGAGACAGCAGCCAGGAGGAAACCACCAAGCAACCGAUGGAGCAGAAGACGUCCAUGCAGCUGGCCAAGGACUGGGGUCUGGAGGACGUUGACCAUACCUUCACAGAGGAAGACUACAGGGAACUCACCAACUACAAAGCCUUCAGCCAGUUUAUGAGGCCGAUGAUCGCCAAGAAGAACCCCAAGAUCCCCAUGUCCAAGAUGAUGACCAUCCUGGGAGCCAAGUGGAGGGAGUUCAGCUCCAACAACCCCUUCAAGGGGAACGCCGCCGCCGUCGCAGCAGCUGCCGCCGCCGCCGCCAUCGCCGUCGCCGAGCAGGUGUCUGCGGCGACGGCGUCCCCCGAGCCGCCGCCUCAGCCGCCACCCAUCAGGAAGGCCAAGACGAAAGAGGGCAAAGGUCCAGGCUACAAGAAACGCAGUAAAAGUCCCCGAGUGUCGGACAAGAAGAAGGCGGCAGCGUUGGCCAAGGCCAAGAAGAUGGCGCCCAUUCGUAUUAAACUAUCACCCAUAAGUGCCAAGAGGAAGAAGAGCUGCUCUAGCGACGACAUGGACGAGGACGAGUCUGAGCAGGAGGACUCCAGCGUUCACAGCUCCUCGGUCCGCUCCGACAGCUCCGGCCGCGUCAAGAAGAACAAGCGAGGGCGUCCUUCCAAGAAGAAGAAGAAGAUCGCAGGUGACGACGAAGGCGACGGCUACGAGACGGAUCACCAGGACUACUGCGAGGUGUGCCAGCAGGGGGGCGAGAUCAUCCUGUGCGACACCUGUCCCCGGGCCUAUCACCUCGUCUGCCUGGAGCCGGAGCUGGACAAGGCCCCCGAGGGCAAGUGGAGCUGCCCGCACUGCGAAAAAGAGGGAAUCCAGUGGGAGGCGAAAGACGAAGACUUCGAAGACUUCGAGGAGGACAGUGAGGACAGGGUGAUCUCAGAGGUGGGGAUCCACACGGGGGCGGAGGAGGAGGAUGACGACCACAUGGAGUUCUGCCGGGUGUGCAAGGACGGAGGGGAGCUGUUGUGCUGCGACACGUGCACUUCCUCCUACCACAUCCACUGUCUGAACCCCCCGCUGCCGGAGAUCCCCAACGGAGAGUGGCUGUGUCCACGGUGCACGUGUCCGCCAAUGAAAGGACGCGUCCAGAGGAUCCUCCACUGGCGAUGGGGAGAACCGCCGCCUCCCAUUCCUGUGCCGCCGGCCCCUGACGCUCCACCCGACGCCCCCCCACCGCCGCCCAUGAAGGGCCGAGCGGAGAGGGAGUUCUUCGUGAAGUUCGCUGGGCAGUCGUACUGGCACUGCACCUGGAUCACCGAGCUGCAGCUGGAGAUCUUCCACUCUGUGAUGUACAGAAACUACCAGAGGAAGACGGACAUGGACGAGCCUCCCAGUCUGGAUUACGGCUCGGGCGCAGAGGACGAGAACGGAGUGGGAAAGAGUGAGAAGAGGAGGGCCAAGGACCCCCAGUACGCCAUCCUGGAGGACAAGUACUACAGAUACGGCAUCAAGCCUGAGUGGAUGAUGAUCCACAGAAUCAUCAACCACAGUCUCGAUAAGAAAGGGAUUUAUCACUAUCUGGUCAAAUGGAGAGACCUGACCUACGACCAGUGCACCUGGGAGCGAGACGACCUGCAGAUCCCCGACUUUGCAAUUUACAAGACCAACUAUUGGAGACACAGAGACGCCAUAAUGAAGGAGGAUCCAGACAAACCGAGGAGGAUGAAGAGCAGGAACCUGGAGGGUGACGAAGAGGAGUCUCCUGCUGCCUCCCCGGUCACUGACCCUACGAUAAAAUACGAGGAGCAGCCAGACUUUGUCACGUCGACGGGCGGCACGCUGCAUCUGUACCAGCUGGAGGGCCUCAACUGGCUGCGCUUUUCGUGGGCUCAGGGCACAGACACCAUCCUGGCGGAUGAGAUGGGGCUGGGGAAGACCAUCCAGACCAUCGUCUUCCUCUACUCGCUGUUCAAGGAGGGUCACACUAAGGGUCCGUUCCUGGUCAGCGCGCCGCUCUCCACCAUCAUCAACUGGGAGAGGGAGUUCGAAAUGUGGGCGCCCGACUUUUACGUGGUGACGUACACGGGGGACAAGGACAGUAGAGCCAUCAUACGGGAGAACGAGUUCUCCUUCGAUGACACGGCCGUCAAAGGAGGGAAGAAGGCCUUUAAACUGAGGAGGGAGGCUCCCAUCAAAUUCCACGUGCUGCUCACCUCCUACGAGUUGGUGACCAUUGACCAGACAGCGCUCAAGUCCAUCGACUGGGCCUGCCUGGUGGUGGACGAGGCUCACCGCCUUAAGAACAACCAGUCCAAGUUUUUCAGGCGUCUGAACGACUAUAAGAUUGACCACAAGCUGCUGCUGACAGGAACUCCUCUACAAAACAACCUGGAGGAGCUGUUUCACCUGCUCAACUUCCUGACACCCAAUCGCUUCAAUAAUUUGGAGGGUUUCCUGGAAGAGUUCGCCGACAUCUCGAAGGAGGACCAGAUCAAGAAGCUCCACGACCUGCUGGGGCCCCACAUGCUGCGACGGCUGAAGGCCGACGUCUUCAAGAACAUGCCUGCCAAGACCGAGCUGAUUGUGCGAGUGGAGCUGAGCCCCAUGCAGAAGAAAUACUACAAGCUGAUUCUGACCAAGAACUUUGAGGCCUUGAACUCGAAAGGUGGAGGAAACCAGGUGUCCCUGCUCAACAUCAUGAUGGACCUAAAGAAGUGCUGCAACCACCCCUACCUCUUCCCUGUGGCCUCCAUGGAGGCCCAAAAAACCCCCAGCGGUGCGUACGAAGGCUCGGCCCUCACCAAGGCUUCUGGGAAACUCAUGCUACUGCAGAAGAUGCUGAGGAAACUAAAAGACCAGGGGCAUCGAGUCCUGGUCUUCUCUCAGAUGACUAAAAUGCUGGAUUUGUUGGAGGACUUCCUGGACUUUGAAGGUUAUAAGUAUGAGAGAAUAGACGGCGGCAUCACAGGAGCCCUGAGACAAGAGGCCAUCGACCGCUUCAACGCUCCUGGUGCUUGUCAGUUCUGUUUCUUGCUCUCCACCAGAGCCGGAGGUUUGGGGAUUAACUUGGCCACGGCCGACACCGUCAUCAUCUUCGACUCUGACUGGAACCCUCACAACGACAUACAGGCGUUCAGUCGAGCCCACCGGAUCGGCCAGGCCAACAAGGUGAUGAUCUACCGCUUCGUGACGCGAGCCAGCGUGGAGGAGCGGAUCACCCAGGUGGCCAAGAGGAAGAUGAUGCUGACGCACCUGGUGGUGCGGCCGGGCCUGGGCUCCAAGGCGGGCUCCAUGACCAAGCAGGAGCUGGACGACAUCCUCAAGUUCGGAACAGAGGAGCUUUUCAAGGACGAGGGAGAAGGUAUGAAGAACAAUUCAGGGGAUAAAGUUGAGGACGAAGGAAACGUGAUCCACUACGACAGCACGGCCAUCGAGAGGCUGCUGGACCGAAGCCAGGACGCCACCGACGACACAGACGUCCAGAACAUGAACGAGUACCUCAGCUCCUUUAAAGUGGCCCAGUACAUGGUCCGGGAGGAGGAUAAGAUCGAGGAGAUCGAGAGGGAGAUCAUCAAACAGGAGGAGAACGUGGAUCCAGACUAUUGGGAGAAGCUGCUGCGGCAUCAUUACGAGCAGCAGCAGGAGGACCUGGCCAGCAAACUGGGCAAAGGCAAGAGGAACCGCAAGCCGGUCAACUACAACGACGCGGCGCAGGAGGACCAAGAGUGGCACGCCGACAUUUCAGACAACCAGUCCGAGUACUCGGUGGGAUCCGAGGAGGAGGACGAGGACUUUGACGACCGGCCCGAAGGCCGGAGGCAGUCGCGUCGCCAGCUGCGGAACGAGAAGGAUAAACCUCUGCCUCCGCUCCUCGCCAGAGUCGGAGGCAACCUUGAGGUGCUGGGCUUUAACACGCGCCAGCGGAAGGCCUUCCUGAACGCGGUGAUGCGCUGGGGGAUGCCGUCUCAGGACGCGUUCUCCUCCCAGUGGCUGGUCAGAGACCUCCGCGGCAAGACGGAGAAGGAAUUCAAAGCCUACGUGUCCCUCUUCAUGCGCCACCUGUGCGAGCCGGUGGCGGACGGCGCCGAGACCUUUGCGGACGGCGUUCCCAGGGAGGGCUUGUGUCGGCAGCCGGUCCUCACCCGCAUCGGCGUCAUGUCUCUGGUCAAGAAGAAGAUCCAGGAGUUCGAGCACAUCAACGGGCGCUGGAGUCUCCCAGAGCUCAAGCCUGAGGUCAGCCUAGACAAAACCUCCUCCAGGGCCUCCUCUCCGGCAGUGAAGACCGCCACCCCCACCCCCGACGCCAGCUACAACAACACCCCGUGCACCUCCAAGCCAGCGACCCCUGCUCCAGCAGAUGCGCUGGAAAAGAGUGGAAAAGAGGCCGAGAAGGACGAGGACAAAGAGGAAGGUGAGGCCCCGUCGGAGAAAGAGAAAGUGAAGGAGAAGGAUGAGGGGAAAGAGGUGGACAACAGCAAGACUGGAGACCCUGAAGAGGUUUCCUCCUCCGCGAAGCACGCGUCCCGAAGUGCGUCUCCCGGCCAAAAGUCCGAAUGCAAAGAUGAGAGCCGCCUGAAAGAUGAGGAGAAGAAAGAAGGCAGUGACGCGGCGUCUGCCGUAACGGAGGAAAAAAAGGCACAGGAGGAGAACAAAGAGGAGACGAAGCAAACAUCAAAGCAGGACUCGGAGGUCAAGGAGGAGAAAUCAGAAGCAGAAAAGGCUGAGGAGGACAAGGAGAAAGGCAAAGACAAGCGUGAAGACACGCAAACGGCGGCAGAAGCGCCCGACGCCAGGGAGAAAAGCGACGGGGCGGAGGUGAAGAAAGGCUUCCUGUGUUUCUCAAAAACAGAGGAGGUCAAAGGGGAAAAGGACGCUGGGAAAGAAGUGGUGCUGAGGGAGGUGCACAGGGCCGGGAAGCCUCCGAUGGAGCGGCCGCGCUUCAUGUUCAACAUUGCAGAUGGCGGCUUCACUGAGCUGCACACUCUCUGGCAGAACGAGGAGCGCGCCGCCAUCUCCUCGGGGAAGAUGAACGAAAUCUGGCACCGCAGACACGACUUCUGGCUGCUAGCGGGAAUCGUGAUCCACGGCUACGCUCGGUGGCAGGACAUCCAGAACGACCCGCAGUUCGCCAUCGUCAACGAGCCGUUCAAGUCGCAGGCGAACAAAGGCAACUUCCUGGAGAUGAAGAACAAGUUUCUGGCUCGGCGCUUCAAGCUGCUGGAGCAGGCACUGGUCAUAGAGGAGCAGCUGCGGCGGGCGGCCUACCUGAACAUGACCCAGGACCCCAGCCACCCGGCCAUGGCGCUCAACGCCCGCUUCGCCGAGGUGGAGUGCCUGGCGGAGUCGCACCAGCACCUCAGCAAGGAGUCGCUGGCGGGCAACAAGCCGGCCAACGCCGUCCUGCACAAAGUGCUGAACCAGCUGGAGGAGCUGCUGAGCGACAUGAAGGCCGACGUGACGCGGCUGCCGGCCACGCUGUCGCGGGUGCCGCCCAUCACCGCCCGCCUGCAGAUGUCCGAGAGGAGCAUCCUCAGCCGGCUGGCGAGCAAGGGCACCGAGACGCACGCGCCCCCGCCCAUCCCUCCGGGACCCUACGCCACCCCUCAGAACUAUGGCGCGCCCUUCACCCCUGCUCCCCCGAGUGCCCUGCACAUGGGAGGGGCCAACUACAGUCAGAUGCCGCCUGGAUCCUUCAUAUCAGAAGCCGCCGCAGCAGCUGGGGCCACCGGGGGAGCCGCCGCGGGAGGCCCGACCACUGCCGGCGCUUGCCAGAAGACUAAGGAGCACGAUGUGGUGCAGCGGCAGCGGGUGGUGGACCUGUGGAAGGACGGGAAGUCCGAGGGGGCCAUCGGGCAGGAGCUGAGGAUGCCCAAGUCCACGGUGCACAGCAUCAUCGUGAAGUAUCGGCUCAGCAACACGGUGGAGAACCUCCCGCGCAACGGGCGACCAAAGAAACCUUGAGCCCGGAGGAGGAGGCUCAUCAAAAGGGAAGAUGAAAGAACACUUGGAUGAAACAUCCUGGAAUGUAAGAAACAGAGGCCAGAUGAAAACCUAAAUGCGGGAGGAGGAAGCGCGAAAGGAACCAAGGACAGAGCACUUUUCACCGACGGAAUGUGACAAAUACAAAAGGGAGAAAGUGAAGCUCACUGGAUGACUCCAAAAGAGAUGAAUAGCAAGACGGCAGAAAAAGGAAAGGACAUGAGAAGUGAAAAGAAGUGGCAGCACUUUGAUGCACAAAGGAAAACAAGCAAUCAGUCACAGGGAAAGAAAGAGGGAGAGAGAGAGAGGACCUGAAUACGAAGGGAGAGGUAAAAAACUGGCCCGAAGAUCAAGCACUAAUGAUGUGAGCGGGAGGAGAAGGGGGCACGGAGACAGAAAAAACAGAGAUGACCUGUCUGGAGCAAACAAAUUCUCAAGCAAAGAACCACGGUACCACUGGAAAAGGCCCAAAGAGCUGCCUCUGUGAGGAAAGACGUCUGGACCCGGGGGAGCGGGAGAAAAACGCCUGUAUGUUAAUGCAAUUACGCUUCUCCAGGAAUUCAAAUAUGAGGGCAGAAUGGAGGAAAUAUGCAACAAAGGGUUUUUUUUCCCGCUCAGACAGAUUCUCCUGGACCUCUUUUUCUGUUUCUCCCUCCACGCAGACACAAGCUUUUCCCCACAGAUCAAUUCUUCAUCCCCCAGUUGACUGAACAAGUCCGUCCCCUCGCUCUGACCCUGUACUCCCUCAUUCCUCCACUUCUCUGCCUCGCCCGCUCUCUCUCUCUCUCACGCACACUUUAUACCUCACACACACAACCUGAAAACUUGCAAAGAACUUGUUUAGGUUCACAUUUCGUCUGCUGAGUCCAGCCCGAUGAAACUCCAGACUCCAAAUAGAAAGGGACAAACUGGACUAACAUUAUCUUGCAAAAGAAAAAAAAAAAAAGGACAGAGAGGAAAAAAGCGUUUUCUAAUUAUAAAACGCUAAUUCACAUGGACUCCUUGUGCCGAGCAUUCCUACGUCCAACCAAGCAGAGAAGCAAGAACCAUAGAUAUAAAAGCUGAGACGUUGCCUUUGUUCAGCACUCAGUAGCAAUGUUGCCCCGACCCAGUUCUACGGGCAGGUAAUACCAUAAGUACUGUAAUACAAAGCCUAUUUAAUGUUGCACCUUGUUACUUAAAGGAGAAUAUCACUCCUCCUCAGUAAACACAUUUACUGCUCUUAGCAAAAAUCUGUAUUUAUGAGUAGCUCUUCCCCAAAGUUUAGGACUGUAAUCUGUCAUGGAGAGAAAAAGAGAGACUCACUUUGAAGCCCGAGGAGACAUUUUUGUUCUUCGAGGUUCUUUAUUGUGACAGCGUGAUGGAUUCCACACUGGAAAAUGUCCCCCGUUCCCCAAGAAAAUAAAACACUCUGGACUCGCUCAUGGUUUUUCCAGCUCGCCGCGUGUGACGUCGCGGGUGGGGAGCGGGACGGGCUCCUCCGCAUCGUCCCCGGCCGGCGGGAAGGAAGCGCCGAGAGGAGGUUCCGGCUGCGGCUGGGCGGUAUUUCCCUUUAAGCUGGGACGCUGCAGGAGAGUGGCAGCUGUGCGGCCUGCAAUGAGGAUGUGUGCGCACAGGUUGAUGACUCAUCACGACGUGUGUGUGAAUGCGUUUUGGCACAUGUUGUGCUGUGUGAAUGAAUCUCAUACCAUGAUGGUGCCAAUGAUUGCCCAGUUUCCACUAUUUCACACGAUAAGCUGAACCCCUCCGGUGUUUAAGUUUUGUCUCACUAACCAUUCAGACGCUAGCGUUGCCUGUGUACGAAUCGUUAAAGCUGCACUGAUCGAGGCGACGUGACACUAAACCCACACAAUCUCGCUGCUCCGCAGCUUGUUUGUUGUUACGUUUAUUUAUUCCCAGUUUACUCUUUCCAUUGAACCCAUUUGCUUGUGUUUGAAGCUGCAGGCAGCUCGUUAUCUGUAAGAAAGGUCUGGAACCCAGCGUUGGUGAAGUGAAGCCUUGAUCAGAGCACGGAGCUGAAAUGAAGAUAUGGACUCAAACAAGUUUUCUUUAUCCCAGUAUAGAAACAUACUGGUUCUUGGUCUUAAAUGUAAAACUCAGCCUUAAAACAUAACGUGCAGCAACAAACCUCUUAUAGGUAAAAUAGAGAAACCGCGGCAACUUUAUUUACAAAACUCUUUUCAAGCCUCUGUUGAAAAGACUCUAAAUUCUAACAAGCCUGUGCCUUUUUGGUUCCUGAAAAGUCGACAAUUCAAAGGCCUGAGGUCGGUCCUGAUGAAAGGCUCUGGCAUGGUCUAACCAGAUAGUAGGCAGGACCUACAUGGGAGAGGCGUAGGCUGACACUUUCACAGUAUAUUACUGUGAAAUCAAAUGUAUCUUGGGCCGGUGUUGGUGCAUAAACUGCAGCUACUAGGAGCUGAAGGGAGACUAGUGAGUGUGUGGGAGGAGGGGGGGGGGUCCUUGGACGGAGGAGUAGCACUGCAGAGGGGAUUUGGCAGCGGAGGGAACUGUGCAACGUGGGGCUGCACAGAGGGAACCUGUUAUCUGGUGGAAGACAAGCGCUUCAUUCAAUGUCUCCCGCUGUAUUUCCGUGGCUGCUUUACCUUAUGUGCCCCCAGGUAGAGCUCAGCUGACGCCUGGGUUUUGUGAGGCCCAUACAAAUGUUCAAGCAGCCUCGUGGUCUGGUGAUCGCAGGAGCACUUUGAAUUUGACUAAGUCGAUGUAUUGAAUUAGAUACAGUCAUAGAGGUUUAUCUUGCCUUUAGAGCUCAAAUAUAUUGCUGUGAUUGUUUCACAAUAAAAGUCUUAGUUGAACACAAUCACCACAGUGCAGGUUCUGUGUGGGGUUUAGAAAGUGAUGCUUAGGUUCAAGCACUCUAAUGUGUUAGAUGUCCACCGUUAAAACACUGACUGGCCUUUAGUGGCGUACCGCAGGGCAGAGACGCAGGGCGUCUACAUUUCUGCCUCUCCUUGUCUCUCCCUCGCCUCCAUCUCCGGCCUUUGCUCCCGCAUCCUUUUUCCACUGCGCCCAUAACUUCUGCCCCCUUGCCCCGUCGUUACCUUGAUUUGUUUUGCUCCUUAUCAGAUUUGGUCCGUGCUCUCGCCGCUCACACUCACUUGCUGACUCGGCCUCUUCUUUCUGCUUCUCUGCGCCCCCCCCCCCCCCCCCGGUUCCACACGCCGUCGCCGUCCCUCCAGCUCAGGCGGCCGCUUCUGGUACCUCUGAUCUGCACAGGAGUGCUAUGACAGUUUAUCUUUCCCCGUGGCACGAGUGAGAGAGGUGCACGGUUAGUCUAUUCCCGGCUUUUGUUUUGAAAGGAGGGCUAAACUUGCCGCUGCGCAGAUUCAUGAUAGCGCGCAAAUGUGGGGAGCACGUACGUGUGCUGGCCAGCUGCGCAGUUGUGUGUUGUGCUAUUGCUUUUUGUGUGUGAGUGCGUGUGCACGUCUGCGUGCGUGUCUGUCUGUCUUUGUGUGUGCAUGUGUUUGUGUGUGCGCACAUGCAUGCAUGCAUGCAUGUGCACGUGCGUGUGUUGCAUAUGCAUGUGUGCGUGUGCAUGUGUGUGAGGGCGUGUGCACGUGUGUGUUUGUGUGUGUCCGUGCGUGUGUGUUUAUACUCAUUGCCGACCUCACUUUCUCCACGUUACCAGUCAUGCAUUCUGGGGUUUUAUGAUUAAACAUGAUACUGUAUAUGUAACAUGAUAUAUUGACGUACUGUAAUGUAUUAUGCAAGUUUGCUUAUUAAAAAGUUGAGAGUUAA
Messenger RNA from Betta splendens (Siamese fighting fish), 10557 nucleotides. It is a transcript of the gene chd3, whose product is annotated as chromodomain helicase DNA binding protein 3. Gene Ontology annotation, biological process: chromatin remodeling; negative regulation of transcription by RNA polymerase II. The record is from RefSeq and is a predicted model, not a curated record. NCBI's taxonomy places the organism in Eukaryota, Metazoa, Chordata, Actinopteri, Anabantiformes, Osphronemidae. Gene Ontology annotation, cellular component: NuRD complex; nucleus; chromatin. Gene Ontology annotation, molecular function: ATP-dependent chromatin remodeler activity; ATP hydrolysis activity; chromatin binding. The coding region runs from base 388 to 6783 and encodes 2131 amino acids. The transcript is spliced from 40 exons.